CCUGCCCAGAUCAGAAAAGCGUAUUGGAAAACCAAAAUGAUUUUUCCUAGAGUGCUUGCCUUUUGAAGACAAGCUUCUCUCAGGUGUAGCUUUGUUGAUUUAUUUUAAUCUUGAUUGAUUUUAAUAUUGAUUUGCAGUGUCCAAUGUAUCAGUACUAGAGAGCAGCUGUAUUACUUCACUCAUCACUGCUUCAUCUCCAUUGUAAUGGAUGGAAAAAAGAACCUGCGGAGAAGUCCAAGGCUGUCAUCAACAGCCCUUCAUGGACUCGAAGCUGACAGUGACAUGAGUGAUAAUCCAAAGGGACCGGCAAUGUCAGGCCUCCCGACAAACAGCAGGUAUUUAUAUUCACAGACGGUACUUGGUAGUCAUUCUACUGAAUCUACUCUUACUGGAUCCAGCCAAGGGCUUACAAACCCAAGUGAGAAAGGCCAGACAAGUGAUAGUGAGGUGUUCACCAGAAUGUCAUACUUGGCAAUGGAGAACAACCGCCAUAUUUCACCAGCAAAUGAAUCUCGGCCAUCCCAAAAAAGCGUGCUAAGAAUGAUAUUGAACAUCCCAUGCCUCCUGCUAAUGGCCUUCGUCUCCCUCCCAAGAUAUUUGGUAAAGGCUUGCAUCUCCUCAGUAGAACUAAUCACCCUGCAGAAUGUCAAGAUGAUUUUCAAGAUACUGUUAUUGCUGAUCCCAAUGAUUUCAGCAGGGUUCUACUGCAUUGACUGGUUCUCAUCCUGGAGACUAAGAGAAGAGGAGAUGUCACAGCUGCAUGGAGUAGAAAUGAAGUCAUAUUGGAAGUCCUACAUCUUAUUAAAGCAGCAAUUCAAUGAAAUUGAAGACCUUAAGAAGGAGAUGGAUCUUCUGCGUGCAGAGCUAGACAAUGUGAAGAAUGGCAUUCUGCAUUCAGUUAAACAAACCCUGGAGGAGAAUGGAAUCCCAGUGGAUAAUAAAGAUCAUGUGCUAGAGAUGAUAAAUUCACAAUUUAAGAAGAUUUAUGAGGAUGAUGUUCAGAUGCCUGACUGGGCCCAGAAAACAAUAGGUGCUACCAUUGAUGCAAGCAGAACAUCUAAGAGUUAUGAACCCAGGAACGAAGAAGACAGUUGGUUUAGUUUAUCAUUCUUGUCUUCUGCAAAUCCUCCAGAUACUAUUUUACAGCCAGAUGUGAGCCCUGGAAGCUGCUGGGCUUUCCCAGGAUCUCAGGGCCAGGUGGUAAUUAAGCUGCCUGAGAAAAUCCAACCAACUGCUGUGACAAUUCAGCACAUCUCCAAGGCCAUCUCUCCUUCUGGGGAAGUAACAAGUGCCCCCAAGGAUUUUGCUGUCUACGGACUGGAUGAAAAAACAGAAAUUCUGCUUGGAAAAUUCAUGUAUGAUUUGGAGAAAGAAGUCAUUCAAACUUUCCAGCUGCAGAUGGAACUUCCCGCAUCUUUCAUCUAUAUAAAAUUCUCCAUGCUGAGCAACUGGGGCCACUCAGAUUACACUUGUAUCUAUCGCGUAAGGGUGCACGGGAAGAUGGUAAGCAAGAGCUAAACCCCUGAGCAGCAAGACAUGGAGUGAGGAUUCAGAAGAAGAACAGCAACCCCAGCCAUCCUGCCAGUUUGUCAACAGCACCUAGGGCUCACUCCACUUUUCCGGGGCGGGGGGGAUAUGCCAGAAAAAUAGAAAGGCAACUAAAGAUGACAGAUAUUAUCAGCUAACCACUCUUGUCUGUUCUGUCAAAAAUAUAGCAUAUAUGCAACAUAGAAUAAAUGAAAUUUAACAUGGGAUAAACGAAAGGUCACAAAUAUUUGCAGAAGCAGUCUAAAUUGCUUUUAUACAUUGCCAAGAUAUCAAUGUGCAAACUGCUGGAGAAACAGACCUGGAAGAUGCAGACAGGCAAGUUGCAGUAUAAAGCAAGUUGCUCCCUUCCUCACUGCUCCCCAGAGCACUGCUGAGAAACAUUCCUUAGCACUCCACCUGCCAUAUGCUGUGUCCACCAGACCUGGAAACAAGAGGCUGAGGCUGCCCUUGGGAUGACCAUGUCUGUCACCAACAUGCUUUGGAACAGCAGCCAGGGGCACACUCAGGAUGGUUUCACCAUGACUUGUAGGUUUGGAAUAGGUAGGAGGGCUGUGCUUUGUGGGAGAGCUCUCAGGACCACCAUAGAAACUCCAUCAGUAAUCUACUUACUGUGCACUGCUUUGGGGGGAGAGAGAGACAAGAGGGAUCAAGUGGUAAAUGUAUCUUUUGGAUACCUUAGGGUUGCUUUACUUUCUCCUUUUCCAAGCCCCAUUGCUCUGUCCCACGUGGGACUCUUGGCCAAUUCCCAGUGUUGUCACUGGAAUUGGACCCAGCCCCUAUACCUUUGUUCUGGGCGAGCACAAACCUUAAACCAACCGCAACACCUGCCAGUUGAUAAUAGGUGAAUUUAUUGAUGGUGAUAACAAAAAAGCAACAAUACAAACAAUCCUAUAUCUACCAAUCCUAGGGCUGUCAUCAGAGUCAAAGUACAUCUGGUCAGGAUUCAGGCUCUACUCUGAGGCUCUUUCUCUUGGGUGUCAGAUGUCAGCAGUUUGUAGGUGGGAUGCCGAGGACCAUAGCCCCCCUCUGGUGGGGUGGAUGAGACGGGCUGCUGGUGUGUGCCCUCUGUCCACGGAGGCCUCAGGGACCCUUUCUGGUGGACGGGUAUGGGGAUCUCUUUCAGGGAGCAAGAUGGGGAGGGACAGAGAGGAAGAGAAGGAUGGAUGAGAAAGAACAGGGAGGGACAGGAGAGACCUUUUGUUAAUAUCAAGUCUCUGCUUUUGUAUUCUCCUUUCCCCUUGAUGACUCCUGAUGAUUCUUCAUUCGUGGCUAUCUCUGGUUGGCUGUCUCUCUGUGGUCACACAUCCACGUAGCCUUCUGGGCCUUUUCCUAAUUUGGUCUGUUACCCCAAAACUGGGACUCAGCCCCCCUGCUGCUCUGGGGCCUUGUAGCUGGUGUUACUUAUCUUGUAUUAUGGGACAGUAUGGUACAUACUUCCUUGGUUCCUAGGCUGUCUGUCCUUGUUGUGUUAGACAACCUGUCUGACUUGGAGGCUGUGAUCUCGCAUUAUGGCAUGUCCCUCUUAAUUCUCAGGUUGUGUCCAUCUGUUGGACUUGUCGUGCUAGACAGCCUGUCUGCUUUCAGGGCUGUGAGAUGCAUUGUGUGUGAAACCCAGGCUCUUUAGACAUCCAGUUAACCCCUGAUGCCCAUCUUGACCCCUUAUAAUGCAUAAAUCUGUAUCCAUAAGCUAAUUCUCAAAAAACGGACCUUUAAAUGCCAUUUCCAAGCCAACACCUAGCAUCCGUGUUGGACCUGGCUGGGCUGCAAGGUGGAACUGUAUUUUAACCAGGGUGAUGACAAGAACUGAUAAUAAGGUCUGAUUGUGCACUGAGCUAAAGACCAUUCCUUGUGCUCUGUGGGGAGAGUAUAAUAGCACGUGCUCAUGAGUAACACAUGCUAAACCCCAUUUAUUAUUGCUCUGUUUAAAAUGAAAAACCUGUGCUUCUGGCAGGAAGGAACAGGAGCUGGUGAACAGCCCACUUCACACUCUAAGGAUCCAUCUCUUCAGCGAGGGGCUCUGCCCUGACCCUGAGGUCUUGGCAUCUUCACCGUAGGAUUAAACUUUCUGUGUAACAGCCAACCUAAUGUGGAUGAGAUUCCUCCUUUGAAGACUGUGGAUGGGUGCAUACCAGAGUAGUCGGUUUCUUCUAUUUAAGAAUUUUUCCAUCAGCUACUUUUAUGAGACUUAGGCUUAAUUCAUUUCCAGGCUCUCUUGGGCUUUCGUUUUUUUGCUUCAUUGAUACUUUCUGGGUAGUUUCUCAUUUCAGUGUUUUCAGCAAUAUCCUGAUUAGUACUUAGAAACUCUGUUGUCAGGAUAUUUGUUUUGUCAUUUUUUUACUCUGAUUAACACUCUGCUUUUAUGAAAAGCCUUUGGCAGGUGCCUCCCACGUUUGAUUUAGAUACAUCCAGAGCUUCUUAGCCUUUCAUAUUGUGAGUUGUGAUCCUAAGAAAGGCAGAGAGCUCUCUGAUCCAGUUGACAUCCAUGAACACCUGCCUGGCAGAACUGGGCCCCAUGUCUGAAGAUGGUUCAGCUGCCUUCUAAAUCUCUACCUGAUGCCACUCUUGUUCUGUUGCAGCUUUCUGAGCUUAUUCCAUCUGGUUUUCAUCUCCUCUGCCUGUCUAUUACAGCUGGCCAACAAAUUGCUUUCUGGGCAACACAGCUCCAAAUAUUUGUCUACAGGGAAUUAGUGUAGCUAAAUAUUAAACUUUCUGAUUAUUUUGUAAGUCUCUGUUAGUUGCAUUAAUCUUCAUUGGCUUUUGGAUCACAGGCUAAAUACAAACCAUUAAAAAGCCCAAGGCUGAAUCAUUUCAAUCUUUGCAAGUUAGUCUAAGCUGCGUAGAUUGAACGGAUAAGCAAGGGAAUAGACAUGCACUUGAUUCUGGAAAUGCAGCCACAGUGGUCCAGGCCAGAAGCCAGGGGGUGCUGAAGCAUGCUUCCCUGGUUGGCUGCAGCAGACAGGUUGGCCCAAGGCUAGCCUGCCCACCCUGUGGAGAGUUUGUGCGGGAGGUGCAAUGCAUCCUAGGAUGGUGGGGGACUGUGAGUUAACUUGAAUCUAGGGGAUUUGG
Molecule: messenger RNA, 4614 nt
Organism: Alligator mississippiensis (American alligator)
Lineage: Eukaryota; Metazoa; Chordata; Crocodylia; Alligatoridae
Product: SUN domain-containing protein 3
Exons: 13
Coding region: 205-1518 (437 amino acids)
Biological process (GO): nuclear envelope organization
Cellular component (GO): nuclear envelope; meiotic nuclear membrane microtubule tethering complex
Molecular function (GO): protein-membrane adaptor activity
Source: RefSeq, a predicted model, not a curated record